This is a messenger RNA of Trifolium pratense (red clover), 4004 nucleotides long. RefSeq lists its product as uncharacterized. NCBI's taxonomy places the organism in Eukaryota, Viridiplantae, Streptophyta, Magnoliopsida, Fabales, Fabaceae. Bases 33 to 3587 code for a protein of 1184 amino acids. The record is from RefSeq and is a predicted model, not a curated record. The transcript is spliced from 6 exons.
CCGGAUCAGCAUAGCCUUACCAGAAAUUGUUGAUGCCACGAAAACCUGCAAAACCUAAGAUGGGUGAACGCAUUGAUGUUUUAGAAACUCAGAUGGAAUCAGUUAACACAACUCUUGAGGGACUGGUUCGCCAGAUGCAGCUGCACGCUGAUCAAAUGAAACAACAGAGUCUGGUUCUUGCUGAAUUGAGUAAGAUUGUUGGUAAGAAAGCAAUAGACGAUGGUGGUGGAGAAUCAUCUGCUGGAAAUUCUUCGCAAAAUGAAUCUUGCUUGGCUAGUAAGAAGGUGAAAUUACCGGUGUUUGAAGGUGAAGAUCCAGUUGCUUGGAUCACAAGAGCUGAGAUCUAUUUUGAUGUUCAAAACACACCGGAUGAUUUACGAGUAAAGCUGUCACGAUUGAGCAUGGAUGGUCCAACUAUCCAUUGGUUUAAUCUUCUCAUGGAAACAGAGGAUGAUUUAUCUUGGGAGAAAUUGAAGCGUGCGUUGAUUGCACGCUAUGGAGGACGACGCUUGGAAAAUCCGUUUGAAGAGUUGUCGACGUUGAGACAAAAGGGAACGGUGGAGGAAUUUGUUGAGUCGUUUGAGUUACUGUCUUCCCAAGUGGGAAGGCUUCCUGAAGAACAGUACCUUGGGUACUUUAUGAGUGGACUCAAACCUCAGAUCCGGAGACGCGUCCGUACCUUGAAUCCACGCAAUCGCAUGGAGAUGAUGCGAAUAGCGAAGGAUGUAGAAGAUGAAGUGAAUGAAGAAGACGGUGAGGUUGAGAAGCGUAGCAAUACUAAGAAGAAUGGGUAUGAGAGAUUGGGCCUAAGUGAUUGGGCUUCAAAAAAUGGACCAAACUCUAAAGAUCUAACCCGUUUCUCCAAACCGGGUGGGUCUUACCCGAAUCAGAAAACGGGUAUCGGUGGAUCUAACUCAAAACCUACAUCUUCUAUGGCUUCAACGGCGCGAAAACAGGACAAUGAUCAGCGCAACAAUUCGUAUGAGAAAUGGAAGGGAGUACGCAGUUUUCACAGUGAUGAGGUAGAAGAAAGAAGAGCAAAAGGAUUGUGUUUCAAGUGUGGUGGAAAGUGGCAUCCUACCAACCACAAAUGUCCUGAACGUGCGUUGAGAAUCCUCAUUCUUGGUGAUGGAGAAGUGCUAAAUGAAGAAGGAGAAAUUGUGAUGUUGGAAGAGGUAGAUGAGGAGGCGAAGGAAGAGGAGGUGGAAUGUAGAUCCAUGGGUGUUCUGGGUAGUAUGGGGGAGUAUCAAACUAUGAAGGUGGAAGGAAAAAUUGCUCAUGUCGAUUUGUUAGUGUUAAUUGAUAGUGGAGCAAGUCAUAAUUUUAUCUCACCUAAAGUCACCACUGCUUUAGGUCUUGCUAUCACACCUAUGCCUAGCAAGAGCAUUAAAUUGGGAGAUGGUCACAAAGUAAGCACAAAAGGAGUUUGUGAAGGUGUGAAAAUGAAGAUGGGAAUGUUAGAAAUCGUGGUUGAUGCCAUGGUCUUGGAGCUAGGAGGGUUAGAUAUGGUGUUGGGAGUAUCAUGGUUGAGUACUCUUGGAGAGGUGGUCAUGGAUUGGAAGUUACUGACUAUGCAAUUUGUUCAUAAUGGACAACAUGUGAAAUUGCAAGGGAUAGGAAAUAAAGGCAGCAACAACAGCUACUUGAAUGCUUUUUUGAGAAAUUGGCAGGGAAGGGAAGGAGUGGAAUGGUGGUCACAAUUUCAAUCUAUUACAGCUGACAAAAUUAUAGUGUCUCACGACAUCAAUGCUUUGUUAGCAAAAUUUCAUGACGUAUUCAAAGAUCAAAUUCAACUUCCUCCCAAGAGGUCUAAGGUGCAUCAGAUUAAGUUGAAACCAGAUCAUGGAAGUAUAAAUGUUAGGCCUUAUAGGUAUCCUCACCACCAAAAAGAAGAGAUUGAAAGGCAAGUUACUGAGUUGCUGGAAGCAGGCAUCAUCAGACCAAGUAUGAGUGAUUAUUCUAGUCCUGUGAUUUUGGUCAAAAAGAAGGAUAAGAGCUGGCGCAUGUGUGUGGAUUAUAGAGCCUUGAACAAAGCAACAAUACCAGAUAAGUAUCCUAUACCUAUUGUUGAUGAGCUGUUGGAUGAAUUGAAUGGAGCUUCUUUAUUUUCUAAAAUAGAUUUAAAAUCAGGAUAUCAUCAAAUUAGGGUUCAUGAAGAUGACAUUCCUAAAACUGCUUUUCGUACCCACAACGGCCAUUAUGAAUAUCUUGUUAUGCCUUUUGGUCUAAUGAAUGCACCAGCUACUUUUCAAGGUAUUAUGAAUGAUAUUUUCAGACCUUAUCUGAGAAAAUUUGUAUUGGUUUUUUUUGAUGACAUUCUAGUCUAUAGCAAAAAUAUCCAACAACAUCUGCAACAUUUAGAGGUAGUUUUGAAUGUGCUGACCUCAAACUGUUUUGUUGCCAAUCAAGCUAAGUGUAAGUUUGGAUGCACUCAAAUUGAUUAUUUGGGUCACAUCAUUUCUGGAGAAGGGGUUUCUGUUGACCCUGAGAAAGUGAAAUGUAUUCUAGCAUGGCCUGAACCAAAAAAUGUCAAAGGCGUGAGAGGUUUUCUUGGUCUUACUGGGUACUACAGAAAGUUUAUUAAGGAUUAUGGUAAACUAGCUAAACCACGUACUGAACUCACAAAAAAAGAUAACUUUGCAUGGGGUGUUGAAGCUAACAAUGCUUUCCAGCACUUGAAGAAAGUUAUGACAUCUCCUCCAGCACUAAUCCUCCCUAAUUUUAACAUCUCUUUUGAGGUUGAAUGUGAUGCAGCGGGGAGAGGAAUUGGUGCUGUUCUGAUGCAACAAAGACAACCAGUUGCAUUUUUCAGUAAAGCUCUGUCUGAUGGAAAUCUCACGAAAUCUGUGUACGAGAAGGAGCUGAUGGCCUUAGUGUUGUGUAUACAACAUUGGAGGCAUUAUUUACUGGGAAAGGAAUUUGUAGUGUACACAGAUCACAAAAGUCUCAAACAUUUUCUACAGCAGAGGAUCUCUUCACCUGAUCAACAAUGUUGGUUGGCUAAACUUCUUGGCUACCAAUUUGAAGUGAGAUACAAACCUGGAUUAGAGAACAAGGCAGCUGAUGCGUUGUCUAGAUGUUAUGAUGAAACAGAGUUGAAUUCUAUUGUGUCUUAUCCUACAUGGGAUGAGAAGCAGAAAUUACUUGAUGAGAUUGCUACAGAUCCUUACAUACAAAACAUGAUCAAAAAAGUUCAAGAUAAUCCUAACGACAAGCCAGGUUUUGUGGUAAAGCAGGGAGUACUUUUAUACCAUGACAGGUUGGUGAUCUCUCCACAUUCACCCUCUAUUCCUUGGUUACUAGAGGAAUUUCAUUGUACUCCUGCUGGAGGGCACUCUGGGUUUUUGAGGACAUACAGAAGAUUAGCAGAUUCCUUAUAUUGGGUGGGAAUGCAGAGGAGCAUAAGGAAUUUUGUUCAAUCUUGUGAUGUCUGCCAAAGACAGAAGUAUAAUGCUACUAGUCCGGGUGGGUUACUUCAGCCACUUCCCAUCCCUAAUGCCAUAUGGGAAGAAUUAUCUUUAGACUUCAUCACAGGUUUGGUUCUGUUUUUGAAGGAAUUUCUGACGAUGGAAUCAUUUUUGCUGUAAAAGAAGUUUCACUGCUUGAUCAAGGGGAUCAGGGAAAACAAAGUGUCUAUCAACUGGAGCAGGAAAUUGCACUUUUGAGUCGUUUUGAACAUGACAAUAUAGUUCAAUACUAUGGCACUGAAAUGGAUGAAUCCAAGCUGUAUAUCUUUAUUGAGCUUGUGACCAUAGGUUCUCUUAGAAACCUCUAUCAGAGGUAUACUCUCUGAGAUUCCCAAGUAUCUGCCUAUACGAGACAAAUUCUGUAUGGUUUGAAGUUUCUUCAUGAUCAAAAUGUAGUUCACAGGGACAUCAAAUGUGCAAAUAUAUUGAUGGACGCAAAUGGAUCUGUCAAACUUGAUUUUGGGUUAGCAAUGGCAACCAAAUUGACUGAUGUUAAAUCAUGGGAGGGGACAGCGUUCUGGAUGGCCCCUGAGGUUU